CAAAUCAUAAAUUUCCAUUAUAAAAAACUUGUGUCCUACUUGUAUAUAAUAAACACAAGUCCACGUGUGAAUAAAACAAUACGAGCUAGGCGCAUGCGUUACAUAAGCACACUCCUCGAUCGUCAUGCCUCUCGCGGCCGUAAAUUGAAAAGGAGAAGCGCAACCAUUAAGCUGACAUCCCCCACUACCGUUGUUGCAAGACCUGUAUACAAGACCGUGCUUAUCGACAAUCGAAAAAAGUUGUCUAUCAGAUGUCAAUUCGUUAACGAUAAUAUGUCAACAUUAAGUUAACUUUUGGAUACGAAAAAGUUAUCUGCCAAGCGGACAUUUGUAAUACAAUUGGUAUACCAAAAUGACAUCUUUUUGGACGUCCAAAAAGACAUCCACAUUUUUUUUUGGUUAUCUUUACGUUGCCAAUCGGAUAUCAAAUUGCUACUAGAUGUUCACAAUGUUCACCGAUCAGACAUUCGAACCCGUGGGCUUCGAGACACAAAUAACGUCGGAAAAAUCUGAAAACACGUCGAUCGUGCAAACGGAACCGAUUCUUAACGCGUCUAAAGAAUCACAGAACAUUGAACAACGCAGUGCCAGCACUCAAACUACUGAAGCUACAAAACCUGAAAUAGAAGUUAAUUAUGAUAAUCUGGCUUCGUUUCUGAAACGAGUCACACCGGGUGUGCUGGAUAUUCUGGACGAAGUUUACGGUAGCAAUGCAUUUGAGGGGUAUAACCCACAUUCGUCUGAUGAGCCGUCGGCUAGAGUACAAUUGCUGUCAAGCUUUUAUACACUCGGCGAUUCAAAUACAGAUAAGAAAUUGAGUGACCUCAGUUGGAGCACAGGCGGUGGAUUUUUGGUAGUAAGUCACAGCGUGAUCCAUCAUGAAACCUGGUGUAAUCAUUUGUCAGAAAUAAAAUUUUAUAAAAUAUCUGGGGAUGACAAGCUCGAAGAAACACCAAACAAAACACUUGAGGUUCAGUCUUGUGUAACUAACUUGGCUUAUCAUCCGACUGAACCAGCUAUUCUUGCUGCUGGAUUAUUCAAUGGUGACGUUCUUCUCUGGAAUCUGCGAGACGACGAAUUUGUGGCUCCAUUGCAAAUAUGCGUUCACAGUGACAUGGUUACAUCUCUCCUGUGGUUGCCAAAAAGUCUAUCAGAUUCGGUAAUCGUAACGACAAGUUCCGAUGGCUUUAUCUACAUUAACGGAAUAACGAGAAACUUUACCAACGUGACGGUGCACAAAAGAUUCAAAAUAUCGAAAGAGCACAAUCCAGCAGAAAAUUCAAGACCACGUAGCUCCAGUGGUAAACGUGAGAGAGCAGUCGAGGCCGGCUUAUCGCUGACUUGUUUGGACUUUUCGUUGAUAUCCCCGGGAAUAUUUGUCGUUGGCACUCUUUGCGGUGGUAUUUACAAAUGUAGCCUUGAAAAUCCGAUACCCAUAGAUUCGGGUGAUAUCGAUGACAGCGAAUAUCCACUUGGUGAUCCGGUUGUUAGCGAAUACGAAAGACACGAGGGCAGUGUAACGUGCAUCAAGUGCUCACCCACGCGAAAUAUAUUUCUAACUUGCGGCACGGACAAAGAGAUACGCUUGUACAACAUUGAUCAGACUAACAGGUUACAAACGAUCAACGUUGAACAAACGGUAGUAAAAUUUUCUUGGUACCCAAAAGGCACCCGCGAUAUAAUAGGAGCUUACGGAGCAAGCUCAAGCGUCGAUUUUUAUGAUGCUGCAAAUGGAAAAGUAAUUUCAAAAUUACGCAUGGAGUCGGCUAGACAAAAUACCAGUUGUCUCGACUUCAAUAUGAAAAGAGAUUUGGCGGCGGUUGGUGACACGAAGGGUAAACUGGAAAUAUGGAGAAUAUCGAGGCAGGCAAUUCCAUAAAUUGAACGAGAUGACGGUGAAAAAUGUGUACACGCUCAAAGCAAAUGGUGUUGUUUAUAUGCAAGAAACGACGGGAUUCAUUGGAAUAUUCAUCAUCGUGAAAAAUCAAAGCUUAUGUCAUAAUUAUUUAUUAACUUAACAGUUAUAAUCUCGGUAUGUAUGAUACAAACUUAUUUCAAUUAGAAAUUAUACAGAAGCUGCUCCGACCUUCGUACCAUCGAGCGUCAGUAAUACAGUUUCCGAAUUUGUUCGUUAUCGGUAUAUCGUACUAAUAACCCACUUCGCAAAUGCUUCAGAAAAAUUAGUGAUAAAGAUUAUGACGAAGUUCAAUUUUAAUCCGUAAGAUUUAUGAUAUUCAACAGAGUUGCUUUAAAAUUUACUAAUCGAAAGAAAGAAUAAAAAUAAUUUUUAUAACGAA
Molecule: messenger RNA, 2297 nt
Organism: Venturia canescens
Lineage: Eukaryota; Metazoa; Arthropoda; Insecta; Hymenoptera; Ichneumonidae
Product: cytoplasmic dynein 2 intermediate chain 2-like
Exons: 7
Coding region: 440-1879 (479 amino acids)
Biological process (GO): intraciliary transport
Cellular component (GO): ciliary plasm; cytoplasmic dynein complex
Molecular function (GO): dynein heavy chain binding; dynein light chain binding
Source: RefSeq, a predicted model, not a curated record